UCAUCUUCUCCGACAUCAAAAAAAGAACCAGGCAAGAUGAUGGAAAAUGACGCUGAAGGUGAAAUUGCGGACAUGCUCUCAAUGUGCAACAAGUACCCGAAUUUCGAAGAUGAUGAUAUGGAGAGAUAUGUGAUUGAAAAUUCCCAUGAUGUUGUGACAGUAUUUGAUGGAAGCCCAGCAGUUAUAGUUUUUGAUGAAUUGGUGAAGGCUGAUGUAUCAAAGUAUCUCCCGUUUAAAAUGGAACAAUCAUAUGAAAAAGCGGACGAAAUUGCGGCAAAGAUGGCUACGGAAGAGAUUCAUUUCACAAUUCAUCUGAGCUCUCACUCGCAAAAAAAUGUGCUCCAAAUCUUCCAAUCUGCUUAUUCUGAUGGCUAUACCCAACAGGAUAAAGAUGGAAAAGUUCCAGAAGGGGGUAAAGUCAAGUGUUCUGAAACUGAAACUGGUGCCAGAAGCAAUGUCAAAUGUGAGGAAGUUGCCAAGGAGGUCAAUGAACGUAUGGAUUCGGAUAAGGACAAGUUCGGAGACUUGAAAGUGGAGAGUUUGGGGAAAGCGGAGAGAAAUCUCGACGGUUACACCUUUUUCAGUUUUAUGAAGCAGAAACCUCGUAGAAACUUGUUCAUUGGAGUUCCACCUUUGGAAGGUACAUGCACAAAAGAGGUCGUUCACGAGGCUAUUAAGGAGAUUCUGUUCUAUUCGUACUGCUAAAUGUCCCACUAUUUUUGUUAUUUCCGUAUUUUUGUAGUAUAGUUUUCUUUACCAACAGUAUGACAUGAAAAAACUUUAUUUCUGCUC
Caenorhabditis elegans is the source of this 792-nucleotide messenger RNA. RefSeq names its product Nucleoside-diphosphate kinase (gene W04E12.7). The record is from RefSeq and is marked reviewed. Bases 37 to 705 code for a protein of 222 amino acids. The transcript has 6 exons. NCBI's taxonomy places the organism in Eukaryota, Metazoa, Nematoda, Chromadorea, Rhabditida, Rhabditidae.